Messenger RNA from Stegastes partitus (bicolor damselfish), 962 nucleotides. RefSeq lists its product as uncharacterized. NCBI's taxonomy places the organism in Eukaryota, Metazoa, Chordata, Actinopteri, Pomacentridae. Bases 302 to 925 code for a protein of 207 amino acids. The record is from RefSeq and is a predicted model, not a curated record. The transcript has 4 exons.
UCUGCUGCUGCUUUUAUCCUCAUCUGAGCAGAAAAUACACCAACAUUCAAUUCUAUUCAACAAUGGAUCCAGAUUCUUACCUCUAAGGCUUCUGGCUGUUCAGAUCACAUGCAGCCAUCAGGGUCGGUGGAGCAGCCUCCAUGUUCCUGUACAUGCUCGUCUUCAUGGCCUAUCACAGCAGCAGAUGGAUUCCCAGGAACCAGAGGUUAAAAUUGUGAGUGCUGCCACGGAUCCCAGAGGUGUUGGUGUUUUACAAGCUGCUGCUGAUGUUUUAUUCAUUUCCCAUUCAGUCAGAUAGUGAAUGCAGUGUUCACGGCCGCCGUCCUGGUCCCUCAGCUCUACGUCAUGGGAAGGUAACUGGGACACAGGCGGUGGCACCGGGCCAUGCAGAUCACGGGUCGAUGGAGCAAAGGCGGAACGUUGCGCUAACAAUGGUGUCUUUCCUGAUUCAAGGCCCAAAUCCUCCAGAUACUGCCGGCAGCCUCUUCUGAACAACCUGUCCGCCUCCAUUGCUUUGAGUUUCAUAGCUUCAGGGUUCUCAGUGAUAUUCACCCUGAUGGACCCGGUUCCUCAGAGCGUGUGGGCUGCCUAUCAUGUGUUCGGUCUGCUGUCAUGUGGACACGGGCUGUGUACCGCCAUCCUGACUCUGACAGCAGCCGCAUGUGUAAGAAAAACAAUCAUAGUGUGUUUUACUAUAAAACAAAACCCAUCUCAGUGGUUUGUUUGUGUGUCCACAGGCCCAAACCACCCCAGAGCUGUACCACACGUCCCUGAUUCUAACAGCGGCCUCGACUCUGAGUACAGGUUUUUUCCUGGUGAGAGGAGGACUGUGGUUGACGACGAGGCGCCCAGUAACGGACCAAAGCCGAGACUAAAACGGUCCAGCUGUCCGACAUCUGAAACGGCACAUAUAAAGAAUUCAUGAGGUUUUCCUGCCGCCGGUAACUUUAAACCACGAGGAG